Cooperia oncophora is the source of this 801-nucleotide messenger RNA. NCBI's taxonomy places the organism in Eukaryota, Metazoa, Nematoda, Chromadorea, Rhabditida, Trichostrongylidae. The record is from the annotation of a GenBank genome assembly.
AUGACCGGCGACGAGAAGCACUGGGAAGCGGAGGCACUUCACCUCAGAAGAAUCGCCUUCUUCGGCGUGGCCCUUUCUACCGUGGCCACCCUCGUCUGUGUGAUCUCCGUGCCCAUGCUGUACAACUACAUGCAGCACAUGCAGUCCGUCAUGCAGAACGAAGUCGACUUCUGCAAGUCACGCUCAGGGAACAUCUGGAGAGAAGUCACUCGUACUCAGGUUCUUGCUGCACCUACCAGGAAGGCCCGUCAGGCCGGUGGAUGCUGUGGAUGUGGAGUUUCUCCAGCUGGACCUCCUGGACCUCGUGGACAAGACGGACAACCUGGAUCUGAUGGUCGACCAGGGCAGCCUGGCAGAAAUGGUCCUGAUGGGCCACCAGCCACGCCAGCUCCUCCUCCUCCACAACCAUGCUUCAAUUGCCCUCCCGGUCCUCCUGGUCCACCUGGAAGUCCAGGAAACAAAGGAGCACCAGGAAAUCCUGGAUCUGAUGGACUACCCGGAAACCCAGGCCAGCCUGGAAAUGCCGGUCCUCCUGGACCCCCAGGAGUACUCACCCAAGGACCUGGUUCUCAAGGACCCCCUGGACCUCCUGGACCUCGAGGAGCUCCUGGUCCCGAUGGACAGCCAGGUGCACCAGGAAACCCAGGACGAGAUGGUGGACCAGGACUACCUGGAGACAAUGGACGACCUGGUAAUGAUGGAAGGCCUGGAAAUGACGGAAGACCAGGAGAUGACGGUAACCAAGGACCUGGAGGAAGCUGCGACCACUGUCCACCUCCUCGCACUGCUCCAGGAUAUUAA